Pyrus x bretschneideri (Chinese white pear) is the source of this 1235-nucleotide messenger RNA. RefSeq lists its product as uncharacterized. The record is from RefSeq and is a predicted model, not a curated record. The transcript has 2 exons. Lineage: Eukaryota; Viridiplantae; Streptophyta; Magnoliopsida; Rosales; Rosaceae. Bases 171 to 911 code for a protein of 246 amino acids.
CAAAAGUUUAGUCCUUGUGUACACAAUAGGUAGGGUAAAAAAAAAAAGCACUUGGCGCGCAAUUGAGCAUCUAUAAAUGCUUUUGGCCUUGUGUGUUUUGUUCAACGUCCAUCAUAUCACAAGAACUAGAAACCAAAGUAUAUACUUCCAAGCAACCAACACUAACCCCAAUGGAGGUUCAGUGCAGCCCUUUUAGUUGGGAAUUCUUCUAUCAGGAAGAGGGGAUAGAAGAGCUAAGGCAUUCUCUUUUGUGCAAAACUUUGGAGCUUGAGACAACAAUUUUAUCAGCAAAGGAGAAGAUUUCAACAAGAGAAGAAGAAAUUGUUCGUCUCAAAGAUCUCCUCAGCAAAGCCCUCCAAGAGAGAAAUGAAGCUGAAGCAAAAUGCCAAACCCUAGUUUUGGACAAACUCGUGCUCCAACAAGAGCUACGGAAGCAGCAGCAAAAAGAUGAGGAUAAUGAAUCAAAAGGCAGUCAAUCUAACAAACACUUUACCUCUUCUGACUCCGAAGAAACCAUUGUUCCAUCUCCGAAUUCAGACCCUAUUAUGAUGCCGCCGGCACCAUUGUCAUCACCGCCGCCACUGCCACUGGCUGCUUUGAAAUUGGGAGCUAUGAAGCCGUUGCCGGAAAAAGGGAGGCUACUUCAAGCAGUGAUUGAAGCCGGACCGCUGCUUCAAACCCUUCUCCUGGCUGGACCGCUGCCUCAGUGGGAGCACCCUCCUCCCCAACUAAAGUACAUUGAAAUUCCACCGGUUGCCAUUUCUCCUCCACCACGGCGACUUCAACACCAAGACUCUUGCAAUUGUAGUGGUACUAGUUGUUUCGGUCACAAGGGAAGUUUGGUAAGCUCUGAUGAUUCUGGUUCUGAUUCAUUACCCAACACCAAGCGCCGAAAGCUUGUUCUCCAUUGACCAACAUUUUGUGCGUUUUAGUUACAUAAUUGUCUAAGGCUGCACAUCCUUUUCAUACUGUCAAACAUGCAGGGGCAGCAGUAUGGAAUGGAUUGCGCAAUCCAUAUCGGUUAGAAUUUUUCAAACAACCAUCGUAGAAAUGAAAAUCAUAGCUUCUUUAGGUCCAUCUGAUAACUAUUUUGUUUUUUUGCUUUUAACUCGGAGGAAUACUUGAAUGAUUCAAUCUUCUCUUCUCAGAAUUUAGUUGCUCUAAUUCUGUAGUUAAUGUAAAAUUAGUGGGAGCUAUAGCCUCCAAUUAAUGUAGAAUCACAUUUUGUGUGUGCC